AUGCCCAUGGACGCCAAGGAGGUCGAGUCCCACGGCCGCGCCAUCACCAAGGCCCAGGCCGCGGGCGAGCCCGGCUCGUCGCUCAUCAAGCUUCUCGAUGAUCUGCGCACCGGUGUCCAGGCCACCGAGGACCUGCUGCGCUCCACAAAGAUUGGCAUCAUCGUCAACAAGCUCAAGACCAGCAAGGACCCCAACGUCGCCAAGAAGGCCAGCGAGCUCGUCUCCAAGUGGCGCGCCGACGUGAAGAAAGCUGGCGCCGAUCGCUCCUCCACUCCAAAGCAGCAGAACGGAACGCAAUCGCCCGCCUCCCAGGCUGCAGCCUCGCCUGCUCCGGUUGCGAAGCCCAAGCCGAAGCACAAUGUCCCGCUCGACAAGCGCAGCGUCGACACCGAUGGCGUGGAUUGGAGGCUUACCGGCAACGCUACCCGCGACAACUGCCUGAAGAUGAUGUACAACGCGUUGGCAUUGAACGUCGAGGAUGCCCCCAAGUCCGUUCUGACCGUGGCCCGGGACGUCGAACUCGCCGCGUAUAACAAGUAUCAACCGGAAACCUCGGCCGCCUAUAAGGAACGGAUGCGCUCGCUGUUCCAGAACCUCAAGAACAAGUCUAAUCCCGGGCUACGCAAGCGGGUGCUAUCCGGCGAGAUCCCCCCGGCCAAGUUUGUCGUCAUGUCAAGCGAGGAACUUAUGUCUGCCGAGCGUCGCGCUGAGGCAGAGCGUCUGGAAAAGGAAAACAUGAACAAGGCAAUGGUCGCCCAGGCAGAGAGAAGCAUCAGUACCAGUUUGACGUGCGGCAAGUGCGGCCAGAAGAAGGUCAGCUACAGCCAAGCCCAAACCCGCUCUGCUGAUGAACCUAUGACAACGUUCUGCGAGUGCACGGUUUGCGGUAACCGCUGGAAGUUCUCCUGA
Molecule: messenger RNA, 909 nt
Organism: Lasiodiplodia theobromae
Lineage: Eukaryota; Fungi; Ascomycota; Dothideomycetes; Botryosphaeriales; Botryosphaeriaceae
Product: Transcription elongation factor s-ii
Exons: 2
Coding region: 1-909 (302 amino acids)
Biological process (GO): transcription elongation by RNA polymerase II; DNA-templated transcription; transcription antitermination
Cellular component (GO): nucleus
Molecular function (GO): zinc ion binding; RNA polymerase II transcription regulatory region sequence-specific DNA binding
Source: RefSeq, a predicted model, not a curated record